Messenger RNA from Linum tenue, 2136 nucleotides. The record is from the annotation of a GenBank genome assembly. Lineage: Eukaryota; Viridiplantae; Streptophyta; Magnoliopsida; Malpighiales; Linaceae.
UAUUUCCUGAAUAAACAAAUAAAUCUAGAAAGAUUCAACCAGACUGGGCCAGGCCUAGCCCAAUCUCCAUUGAUAUCUCCUUACUCCUCAGUCUCUCUCCCACUUGCCUGGCUCCAUCUCUGUAAUCAAAAUCACAAAUAGACAGCCGACAAAUCACCAGCCACACACACACAGUUCUUCUUUUCCGGCCUUAUCUCUUCAGUAAUCACCACCACCACAAAAGAGAAAAAAGGUAGAAAAAGGGAUCUUUCUUAACAGAAGCUAUGGUGUCCAGAAUUUCCAGCCUCCAUCUCCAUUACUCCCAUCCCCACCAUUCUUCUUCCUCUUCUCCUCCAACCACAAGAUCCCUUCUUCAAACCAACUCAACCACCAAGCUUAAUUUCCCAAUCAGAACAAAACCCAACAGACUGAAAACCUUCCUUCCUCUCCUUCCAUUCAUCCCACAACAAUGCUCCAAACCCACUCCUCCUAUGGCAACACCAAACCCGGGUCAACCCGCCAACCCGGAUCCGGCCCUCAUCAACGAGGAUCUCAAACCGACCGAACCGGGCCAACGAACCUUCACCGGGUGGGAGAUGGCCAGUCUCUGGGUCGGCCUGGUGGUCGGCGUCCCAACCUACUAUCUGGCCGGAAGCCUGGUCGACUUGGGGAUGGCAUGGUGGCAGGGGAUCGCCACGGUUGUCCUAGCCAACGUGAUCCUCCUUUUCCCGUUGAUUCUCACGGGUGACCCGGGAACCCGGUACGGGAUCUCGUUCCCGGUUCUGGCCCGGUCCUCGUUCGGGGUUCGGGGCGCCCACGUCCCGACCCUGCUCCGCGCCCUGGUCGGGUGCGGGUGGUACGGGAUCGAGACGUGGAUUGGCGGGGAGGCGAUCUUCAUCCUCCUGCCCCACGCCAUCAAGCGGUCGUCCUGGUCCAGAGCCUGGCCCUGGCUCGGGACCAGCCCGCUGGAGUUCGUGUGUUUCAUAGCGUUCUGGGUAGCUCAGUUGAUUAUAGCGUUGAGGGGUAUGGACGGGAUCCGCCAGCUGGAGAAGUACUCCGCCCCGGUUCUGAUCCUCCUCACCUCGGCCCUCUUCGUCUGGGCCUACGUCCAGGCGGGAGGGUUGGGCCAUAUGUUGUCGAUGUCCUCGAAGCUGACCGGUCCGCAAUUUUGGGCUCUGUUCUUCCCUUCUCUGACCGCCAACAUUAGUUUUUGGGCCACUUUGGCUCUUAACAUCCCGGAUUUCACCCGGUUUGCUAAGAGUCGGACCGAUCAAGUUACUGGUCAAUUGGGUCUUCCCAUUUUCAUGGGGUUGUUUACUUUUGUUGGAUUGGCGGUUACUUCGUCAACCAAGGUGAUAUAUGGGAGAGUGAUUUCGAACCCAAUUGAACUUCUGGAGCAAAUUGGUGGGAUAUGGACCAUGGUUUUGGCUAUAAUUGGAAUCAGCUUGGCUACUAUCACGACCAACAUUGCUGCCAACGUCGUGGCUCCGGCGAAUGCCCUAGUCAACUUGAGCCCCUCCACAUUUACCUUCAGGAGGGGAGCCCUGCUGACUGCUCUGUUGGGAAUCCUGUUCCAGCCAUGGCGGCUCCUGAAAUCGAGCGAGAGCUUCGUGUACACGUGGCUGGUCGGGUACUCGGCGUUGAUGGGUCCAAUCGGAGGGAUUCUGCUGUCCGACUAUUACCUCAUUCGCCGGAUGAAACUGAACGUGAGUGAUCUGUACACGUCGAGCCCCUCCGGCGAGUAUUUCUACACCGGAGGGUACAAUUUGGCGGCAAUGGCAGCUCUGGUCGUCGGGAUCCUGCCCGUGGUACCGGGGUUCUUGCAGAAAGUUGGGAUUUUCCCGGGAGCUCCGGGAGUGUUUGUGGGGAUUUACAACAAUGCUUGGUUUUUCAGUUUCUUCUUGAGUGGGUUCCUCUACUGGAUCCUUUCGGUUUGGUUGGGGAAGCGCCGGGGGUAUUGCACCGGCGGCGGUCCUCUGCUUGCCGGAGAAACAUAAGAUUGGCUUUUUGUAUUUACAGUCAUUUAAAAGAGUUAAAUGAUGUUUUUAAGUGCAUAGUUCUGUAUACUGUUCAAUCCUCCCCUGCUGUAAAUUGUACUAAAUUUUUACACUAUACAGAAAAGGUAUAGAUAAGUAUAUCAACGAAUUUCUAGUUUAA